This is a messenger RNA of Manihot esculenta (cassava), 3411 nucleotides long. Its product is annotated as katanin p80 WD40 repeat-containing subunit B1 homolog KTN80.4. NCBI's taxonomy places the organism in Eukaryota, Viridiplantae, Streptophyta, Magnoliopsida, Malpighiales, Euphorbiaceae. The transcript has 19 exons. Gene Ontology annotation, molecular function: microtubule binding. Bases 488 to 2899 code for a protein of 803 amino acids. The record is from RefSeq and is a predicted model, not a curated record. Gene Ontology annotation, biological process: microtubule depolymerization; microtubule severing. Gene Ontology annotation, cellular component: katanin complex.
GGAAUUUUUUUUAUUUAUUUAUUAGGCGGCAAAUAAUUAUGAGUAGGGGACACAAUUCGUGAAAUCCCUCUCUCCUUCUUUCUCUGUUUCAUUUCAUUUCAUUUCUCUGUGUCCCCAAAAUCUCUCUAUCCACGAAAAAGCAGAGAAAGCCGACACUGAUUUCCAUUGUAAUCCUUCAAACAAUUCCUUCUCUUCUAAUUCUUGGUCAUCCACUGGCUAGUUUUCUACUCUACAUUCUUCAUUUCUUAGUGCUGAGGAAGAAGUGGCUUCAAAUCAACACUUGAGCUGCUCUGACCAUGUCCCCUCUAGUUAGUAAUGAGGGGAUUAUGAGUUGGAUUUGCCAAGAUCUGAACCCUUUAUCUGUUUUGUUUCAUGGGAUCAACAACAUGAAGAUAGAAACAGAUUUGAUUUGAAUGUCUCAAGAGAAAAGCCGCUAUUUUUUAAAUAUUCUCAGCUUUUCGUUUAUCUCUGCUGUCAAAUUUGUGCCAUGACUACCAAACGCGCCUACAAGCUGCAGGAAUUUGUGGCACAUUCUUCCAGUGUUAAUUGCCUCAAAAUUGGGAGAAAAUCGUCGAGAGUUCUUCUUACUGGAGGAGAAGAUCACAAGGUCAAUCUCUGGGCUAUCGGUAAGCCCAAUGCUAUACUGAGUUUAUCUGGACAUACUAGUGGAAUUGAUUCAGUAAGCUUUGACUCUUCAGAAGUCCUAGUGGCUGCUGGAGCUGCAAGUGGCACAAUCAAGCUUUGGGAUUUAGAGGAGGCAAAGAUUGUUCGAACGCUGACUGGUCAUAGAUCCAACUGCAUAUCUGUGGACUUUCAUCCUUUUGGGGAGUUCUUUGCGUCUGGUUCAUUGGACACAAAUCUUAAGAUAUGGGAUAUCAGAAAAAAGGGUUGUAUUCAUACUUACAAGGGCCACACUCGAGGGGUCAAUGCAAUCAGAUUUACCCCAGAUGGCCGUUGGGUUGUAUCUGGUGGAGAAGACAACACUGUGAAGUUGUGGGAUUUGACUGCUGGGAAGUUAUUGCAUGAUUUCAAGUGUCAUGAAGGGCAGAUUCAGUGCAUAGAUUUUCAUCCCCAUGAGUUUCUACUGGCAACAGGUUCUGCUGAUAGGACUGUCAAAUUUUGGGACCUUGAGACCUUUGAACUAAUUGGUUCAGCUGGGCCUGAGACUACUGGAGUGCGUUGUUUAACCUUCAAUCCUGAUGGGAGGACUCUACUUUGCGGAUUGCAUGAAAAUCUGAAAGUUUUCUCCUGGGAACCAAUAAGAUGCCAUGAUGCUGUGGAUGUGGGAUGGUCUAGAUUGUCUGAUCUCAAUGUACAUGAAGGAAAGCUUCUUGGCUGCUCAUAUAAUCAAAGUUGUGUUGGAGUAUGGGUUGUGGACAUCUCGCGUAUUGAACCAUAUGCACCUGGAAUUGUUAAUCGAUUCAAUGGUUAUUCAGAAGCUAAGUCAGGUGCAAGUGGGAAUCAAGCAAUAUUGACUGAAUCCACAGCAAAGACCAGUUUGGGAAGGUUAUCAGUUUCGCAAAAUUCAGAAUCUUUAGUAAAGGAAACAAAAUCUCUUGCAAGGUUGUCAGUUUCUCAAAAUUCUGAUCCUGUUAAGGAGUCAACAAAGGAGUCAAAGGUUUUGGCAUCCACAGGAAAUCUACCUGGUACGCCACAAAGGGUCAGCUUGAACCCUGGUGUGAAGAAUACCAUGGCUGGUCCAAUAACAGGUAACGCAGCAGCUCCAAAAAGGAAUCCUAUAAAGGCCCAAUUAGCAGUUAAUGCACCAAUCUUCAACAAGGCAGAUAUUGUACCUGUAAUUGUCCCUAGAACUAAUAUGAGGCCUGAAUCAGUAGCUGAAUCUAGAAAAGAUAUUGGUAUUGCUGGAAGAACAAUGCCAUUUUCUUUGCAGUCAAAGACGAGUGAUUACAGGAAAUUUCCCAGUGGCAGAGAUGAUGUGGAUCAAUCAACUAUUUCUAUCCCUUCUGAGUCUCCAAGUUCCAAGUCUACAGAAUUGAGCACUAUUGCAGAUAGGAAUACUAUUCCUAUAGUUAAAGGCUCACUUCACGGAUUGUCAACUGUAGAGAGGAAUAUUAAAGAUGAUAGACCUAUUGGAUCAGGAAAACAGGAUUCAAAUUUGACAACAGAACUGCCUGUGAGAUACCAGGAGGAAAAUUAUGGACAUAAAGGAAAUCGAGAUGUGACCUUGACAGAUAAUCAGAAAGGAGGAAGAAUGCAUUCACUUGUCGUAAAUUGGGAAAAAAGGGGGAGAUCUCCUAAUUACGAUGGACCAACUUUUGGGUGUUUUCCGGGGACAUCUGCAGUCAACAUGCUUCCUUUCAAUACGAUUAAACAGAGAGGGCCUGCCCAAUCUACUGAAAAUGAAACAGUUUCUGCUGAUAAUGAGGAUGCUAUCGCAGAUGUGAUGGAACAACAUGAUCAGUUUAUUAGCUCCAUGCAGUCUCGCUUAGCAAAGUUACAGGUUGUAUAUAGAUAUUGGGAAAGAAAUGAUGUUAAGGGGGCCAUUGGUGCAAUGGAGAAGAUGGCUGAUCAUGGUGUUCUUGCAGAUGUAAUCAGUAUUGUGACCGAGAAAACUGACAUUGUGACAUUGGAUCUUUGUACUGGUCUUCUGCCAAUCCUUGCUGGCCUUCUUGAAAGCGACAUGGAUAGGCAUUUGAGUGUCUCUCUGGACAUGCUGCUUAAGCUGGUCAGAACGUUUGGUUCAAUGAUCUACUCAACUAUCUCAGCAUCAACAUCUGUUGGUGUAGAUAUUGAAGCAGAACAAAGGUUGGAACGUUGCAACCUCUGCUUUGUAGAACUUGAGAAAGUCAAGCGUUGUUUGCCUAACCUCGUGAGAAGAGGGGGCUCAGUUGCAAAGUCCACACAGGAGCUGAAUCUAGCUCUUCAAGAAGUUUCGUGAGUGAACACAAGUUCUGAGCCGAAUGCUGCUUGUUUUUAGCCUAACAUGAGAUUUCAUUAAUAUAUCUCUGGAAGAAGACCAAGUUGUGUACUUUACGAAUUGUAACUGCUCUUGAUGAUGUCAUCAGAUUCUCGGAGCUUUUCUAUUGUCUGAUCUUAGCCCUCCAUGUAUAUUCAUGCUUAAAUGGAGGGGUUAACUUGCAGCUGAUUCCUACCCUAUUAACUGUAACCUGAAGACUAAUGGAUGUGUCCUACAUGCUACUGGUUGAUGCACAGUUUUGGCGAAUAUCAGUAUGUACCAUCUUAGUGGAAGAGUAAGGAUCUUAGCCACUUCAUUACUAAUAUGAUAAUCUCUACCCUACAUGUGGCACAUAACAUUGUAUCUUUCGGGAUUGGUCCAUUCAUUAUAAAUAUUACUUUUACUAUUCUUUUACAUGUAUGGACCGACUGUCAAAUGGAGCUUUUCUUCUUGUACUGUGGCUGAGCUAAUAUGAAGUAAAAUUUUCAAGUUGA